AUGUCUAGCCCUAGCUCCCCGUCGCCGGACAAUAUGUCUAGUGAAGAGUUUCAACAACUUGCCGCUAGUUAUGAACCUCUCAUCGAGUCCAUCUCAGUCUCCAAAGGCGCCAAGGCUGGCCAGAAGACACUGCAAGAACUUGAUCAAUUCCGUUUCGUCGAGGCCCCGGCACUCUUUUCGCAAGACGCCCCGAGGCGGACCAUGGAUCAUGACGAUGUCAAAUUACUCGUUGACUGGAAGCUCCGUCACGGGAAGUUUCGUCCGACGCUGAUGAAGUUCGUAUUAUCGAAUGACUCUUCCACCGUCCAGGCGACUACCAUAGAGGCCAUCGAGAACUACCGAGACGCAGCCGACCUUUCCGCUGCGCUAAAUAUCUUGACCAAGCUGAAGGGCAUUGGCCCCGCCACAGCUUCGCUUCUCCUCGCAGUUCAUUAUCCUGAAAAGAUCAUCUUCUUCUCAGAUGAGGCAUACUACUGGCUGUGCAACAAGGGGCAAAAGGCUUCACUCAAAUAUAACAUGAAGGAGUAUGAGUCUCUCAACGCCGAGGCAAGGAAGCUUAUGAAAAGACUUGACGUCUCGGCAACGGACAUCGAGAAAGUGGCUUAUGUCCUCUUCAAACAAGUGGGCUCUCUCCCGAAGCAAGCCUCGAACGACUACGUAUCAAAGUCCGCCACGAUCGAAUUCACGAAGCCACAGCAGCCAGCGCCAGCAAAGAGGAAGAAGACCUCCGAAGAAGUGGUCGAAAACAAAGGUCCACUCAGACGAUCGAAGCGCGGCAAGAUGGCAUAA
Messenger RNA from Colletotrichum higginsianum IMI 349063, 789 nucleotides. Its product is annotated as Calcium/calmodulin-dependent protein kinase. The transcript has 3 exons. The record is from RefSeq and is a predicted model, not a curated record. NCBI's taxonomy places the organism in Eukaryota, Fungi, Ascomycota, Sordariomycetes, Glomerellales, Glomerellaceae. Bases 1 to 789 code for a protein of 262 amino acids.